Molecule: messenger RNA, 7993 nt
Organism: Schistosoma haematobium
Lineage: Eukaryota; Metazoa; Platyhelminthes; Trematoda; Strigeidida; Schistosomatidae
Product: Voltage-dependent L-type calcium channel subunit alpha-1C
Exons: 43
Coding region: 1365-6674 (1769 amino acids)
Biological process (GO): calcium ion import across plasma membrane
Cellular component (GO): membrane; voltage-gated calcium channel complex
Molecular function (GO): high voltage-gated calcium channel activity
Source: RefSeq, a predicted model, not a curated record
AUUGGGUUUUUUGUUAGCGCGAAUCCUUAAACAAAUGUGAGUUUUCCUGAGCAGGGGUUUAAUAAACUGGUUUUCAUAUUAAUGAAUGAUCUUAGAGAAUGUUUGUGAAAUUAUCAUGUGUCUAGAAUAUUAUUUCUCGCAUUACAAACGAAAUUGGUUGGAUUAACUGUAUUUUAUACCUAUGAUGUGCGAUUUUGAAUUCAUGGUCAUGUAGUGAACUCUAUGGGCUUGUCCUGAAACUUUUGUCACUAAUAGGCUGUGCAUGUUAUGGCAAGUACUUUGGUUAAGCUGCCUAACGUGAUUUCUAAGAACGCCAAAAAUACUGUAGUUGCUUUAUUUUAAGAACAUGAGGGCGACGUUUUGGUAUAGUUACAGCCUAAGUAAAGGAACAUUCUUGUUUUUAAUUUAUUUCUUUAUAGUAUGUGCUUUUUCUAUUUCAAAUAUUAAAAAUUACUGUUAUGUUUUAAUCGUUACUUUUAUUUCCGAUCCAAUUACAAAAUACCCUGGCGAAAAUAUCCUCAGUGCAACACAAAAAGGAGUAGCUACGGAGUGUAACAUACAAACAGCAGAUAUGAUUAAUGGGUUAUUUCUUUACACUUAUUUCUUGGAUAAUCUUUUCUUUAUCCUCCAUACAUUCCUUUUGAAGUUUGUUACAUCUACGAUAAACCCUCUUCAAAUUUUAAAAUAAAUGAGUUGGUUAUCGAAUGUUUUAUCUGUCUUUUUUCACGGAAACAUGAUUUCCUAGCGUGUCGUCACAUCAUUUUUCGAUAUUUUGUAAUUCAGUGAGAUUUUUUCUUUGUGUCGUACUUUAGAAAUUGUACUUAGAUUUCUUCAACGAUGGAACAAAUCCAUAUAAAGGUUUUUGUUAUCAAUACCUCUUACUAGCCUAUGGUUUUCGGUUGAAUUUAUCUUGAGGUCACAGACCAUUUUAUCGAUUGGUCCUAGUAUGUUUAGGUUGAGAAGUGUGCUGAUUUUACUAUUUCGUAUAUGUAAAAUCACCAAGAUAUUGAAUUAUUUGAUUUAAAACUCAUGGCAACUUGUUGUACUUAUGCUUACCCAGACUAAUAUCGAUUUAGGUAAUUUAUCGUUUUCUAAUACUGUGGAAACAAAAAUUGAAAUCUUCUUUCCAAGCAAAUUAGGACUAAAGGUAUACCUUGAAUUUCCAGAUACCUACUAUUAAAAGCAACUUGGUACACUUUAAAGGUAUCGAUGACCUGGUCUGUAUGAAAGAAGAACGCUGUGGUCGUCUUUGAACAACUAACCGAGCUAAAUUCCAGACUUUAUAUUCACAACGUACAUGUGUAUUUGGAUUUAAAAACGCGUUACGGGUCAACUUGAAAUCAGAGCUUUAAACUUUUACUAACAUGAUCCCAACACCUGGGCAAAAUCCUUGGGGCACUCCAGGUUCAGGAGGAAAUGCAUUUCUACAAAGCAACAAACCCCUCAUAGCUGAUUUAGCGCUUGCUGCUCUUAAAGAACGUGGUGAGGUGAAGAAAAAAAAGCUUUGUCCUCAAUUUCGAACAGAUCGUUCAUUAUGUUUGAUGACAAAGAAAAAUCCUCUUAGAAGAGUUUGUAUAUGUAUAGUGGAUGCACGACCAUUUGAAUAUUUUAUAUUGGCAACGAUAUUAUGUAACUGUUUGGCACUGGCAUUCAAUCAUCCUUAUCCUGGAGAAGAUUCGAAUGCCGUAAAUCAGGUUUUGGAAAAAAUUGAACUUGCAUUUGUGAUAAUUUUUACAACUGAAUCUGCUUUAAAAAUUAUUGCCUAUGGAUUCGUCCUCCAUCAAGAUGCUUAUUUAAGGAAUUUUUGGAAUGUCCUAGAUUUCAGUAUAGUCUUAAUUGGUUUGUCAUCAAAAGCAUUGGAAAAUAUGAAUAUCGAUGUAAAAGCCCUUCGAGCAUUUCGAGUGUUACGACCGUUGAGACUACUUUCUGGUUUACCUAGCCUUCAGGUUGUGCUCAACUCUAUCAUUACCGCCAUGGUUCCAUUGUUGCAUAUUGCACUGCUUGUAAUUUUUGUCAUUAUUGUUUAUGCAAUUGUUGGCCUUGAAUUAUUUCAGAGCAAAUUACACCUAACUUGUUAUAAAAAUUCAACACAUAAAAUUCCUGAGAUGAUGCCGAAUCCUCGACCAUGUACAUUUGAAACAUCAUCAAUGGGAUUUAAAUGCAGUGAACUUGGGCCAGAUUAUUUUUGUGCAGAUAUGUAUGGCAAAGAAGGAGAACGAUACACUGGUCCUGAAGGUGGUAUCGUUAGCUUUGAUAAUUUUCUAUAUUCUAUGCUAACUGUUUUUGUGUGUAUUACAAUGGAAGGUUGGACUAGUACUGGGUAUUAUGUGUCUGAUGCUAUUGGUUCCUGGUGGCCUUGGAUUUAUUUUGUAACCCUUAUUCUACUUGGUUCAUUUUUCGUUAUGAAUCUUGUUCUUGGUGUACUAAGCGGAGAAUUCAGUAAGGAAAAAGAAAAAAUAGAUCGUACCUUAUUGUUUCGUAAAGAAAGACAAGAAAAACGUGAACAACAAGAUUAUAUGGGUUAUAAAGAAUGGAUUGAAUUAGCUGAGGAACUAAGUGAUUCUGAAGGUGAUGAUAAAGAAAGUCAAGAUAUAGAAUCAGUUGAUGGUGGUGAUGGGCUAAUUGAAGAGGAACCCGAGAUGCAUGUUGAGGAGGUAGUUAAAACACACUGUCAUAGCACACUUCGCCGUUUAAGAAAAUUCCGUAAACGAACACGACGAGCUGUGAUUGCUUUUAUCAACAGCCGCCAAUGUUUUGCACUAGUUAUUAUCUUGGUUUUUCUUAACACAGUAGUCUUAACCACUGAACAUCACAAUCAACCAGAAUGGUUAGACGAAUUCCAAGAUUUUGCUAAUGUUGUAUUUGUGAUGCUAUUCACAAUGGAAAUGUUAAUUAAAAUGGGGGCAUCUGGUUUCUCAGAUUAUAUUUCAAAACUGUUCAAUCGCUUCGACUUUUUUGUAGUUAUAUUUUCUAUAUUGGAAUUGAUUUUUGUGAAAUCUGGUUUACUCAAUCCGAUGGGUGUUUCUGUGUUACGCUGUGCAAGACUUCUCAGGAUAUUUAAAUUGACUCAGUACUGGGAAAGUUUGCGAAGUUUAGUAGGGAAAUUAUUAAAAUCUGUUCGAUCAGUUGCUAGUCUACUACUUCUAUUAUCUAUAUUCAUUCUUAUUUGCUCUUUACUUGGUAUGCAACUAUUCGGUGGUCGAUUCAAUUUUAUAGCACAUGAAAAACCUCGUGCUAAUUUUGAUGGAAUUUUGCAAGCUAUGCUUACUGUAUUUCAGAUACUUACUGGUGAAGAUUGGAAUGAAGUUAUGUAUCAUGGAAUGAGAGCAUAUGAAAAUAGUCCUUGGUAUGGAGUUGUAGUUAUCUACUUCAUAUUUCUUUUCAUAUGUGGCAAUUAUAUUUUAUUGAACGUGUUCUUGGCUAUUGCUGUCGAUAAUUUAAACGAAGAUGAAGAUGAAGAGGAAGAAGGAAACGGUGAUGCACUAAGAAAACAAAAUGACACACCAGAACUUACAGAGACUGUUGAACCAACUGCACCACCUCCAGAACAGCGAGAAAAUGAAUUAAAUUCAGUGAUAAAAAUUAAACAAUAUGAAAGAACAGAUAAUGAAGAUCAAACAUAUGAAGAAAUGUUUGCUGAAGAUGAAGAUGUUGAGGAAGAAGGAGAUUUAAAUGGUAAAGAUGGAGACGAUCAGAAAGACAUGUCACCACAAGAUAGUCGAACAAUGCCACCUCAUUCAGCAUUCUUUAUAUUUGCUGAUACGAACAAAUUUCGUAUAUUUUGUCAUAAUGUGGUCUGUUUCUCCCAUUUUGGAAAUAUUGUAUUGGUUUGUAUUUUGGUAAGCAGUAUUUUACUUGCUGCCGAAGAUCCAUUACAUGCAAACUCUCCAAGAAAUCGAAUUCUGAACAUGUUUGAUUACUUUUUCACUAGUGUUUUCACUGUGGAAAUCACUUUGAAAAUGAUUUCUUAUGGAUUUGUACUUCAUGAAGGAGCAUUUUGUCGUAGUGUAUUCAAUUUACUUGAUCUUAUUGUUGUCUGCGUAGCAUUAGUUUCAUUCGUGUUACAGAAUCAAACAAUUUCUGCAGUAAAAAUCUUAAGAGUUCUUCGGGUGCUUCGACCUUUAAGAGCCAUUAAUCGAGCCAAAGGGUUAAAACAUGUUGUCCAGUGUAUGAUUAUUGCCAUUAAAAGUAUUGGUAACAUCGUACUCGUCACAUUCUUAUUAGAAUUCAUGUUUGCAGUUAUUGGUGUACAGUUAUUCAAGGGUAAAUUUUACUCAUGUACAGAUAUAUCAAAACAUGUUGAAGAAGAUUGCAAAGGUCAGUUUAUUGAAUAUAAAGAUAUGAGUUUAGACGAUCCUAUUCUUAGUGAAAGAGAAUGGAAAAAUGCUGAUUUCAAUUUUGAUAAUGUUCCAAAUGCUUUAUUAACUCUAUUUGCUGUUUCUACUUUUGAAGGUUGGCCAAGUUUAUUAUACCGAUCUAUUGAUUCGAACGCAGAAGAUCAUGGACCAAUAACAAAUUAUAGACCAAUAGUCGCAUUUUUCUACAUUACAUUUAUUAUUCUCAUUCCAUUCUUCAUGAUUAAUAUAUUCGUUGGUUUCGUUAUUGUGACAUUUCAAAAAGAAGGUGAAGCAGAAUAUAAAAAUUGUGAAUUAAAUAAAAAUCAACGUAAAUGUAUAGAAUAUGCCUUGAAAGCUAGACCACGUCGACGUUACAUUCCUAAAGGGCACUUACAGUUUAAGAUUUGGUCUGUAGUUGUAUCAAAAAGGUUUGAAAUAUUAAUCUUCAUAUUCAUAUUUAUAAACACUGUGGCAUUGAUGUUGAAAUAUGAUAAACAAGGUAAACUUGAAGCAAGAAUAUUAGAUUCAUUCAAUUAUUUUUUUACUGCUGUAUUUACAGUAGAAUUUAUACUUCGUUUAUCAGCAUUCAGCUUUCGGCAUUAUUUUAGUGAUAUUUGGAAUGUGAUCGAUUUUGUCUUGGUCCUUGGUAGUUAUAUAGAUAUCAUUGUGACACAGUCUGAUAUAAGUCAGGUCAAAUUCAGUGUAAAUUUUUUCCGUCUAUUUCGUGUUAUGAGAUUGAUUAAAUUGUUAAGCAAAGAAGAAUCUAUACGUCAAUUAUUGUGGACAUUUAUCAAAUCUAUACAAGCAUUACCAUACGUUGCAUUAUUAAUUGCAAUGAUAUUUUUCAUUUAUGCCGUAAUUGGUAUGCAACUAUUUGGACAAAUUUCCAUUGAAGAAAACCCAUUAGAAGAAGAGGAAUGGCCUACUUUACACAGAAAUAAUAAUUUUCAGAAUUUUUUCUAUGCUCUUUUAGUAUUAUUUCGAUGUGCAACUGGUGAAUCAUGGCAGGAUAUAAUGAUGGCAUGUAGAGAAGGUCAAAAGUGUUCAAAAGAUUCUGAUGAAACAGAAGUCAAUGGAUGUGGAUCAAAAUUAGCCUAUGCCUACUUUAUUAGUUUUCAUGCAAUCAGUGCAUUUUUAGUUAUCAAUCUGUUUGUAGCUGUUAUAAUGGAUAACUUUGACUAUCUUACACGUGAUUGGUCAAUUCUCGGACCACAUCAUCUGGAUGAAUUUAUAACAAAAUGGGCAGAUUAUGAUCCAGAAGCAAAAGGAAGGGUUCGACAUCUGGAUGUUGUUACUAUGCUUGGAAAAAUAAGUCCACCACUUGGUUUUGGCAGCAUGUGCCCACAUACCAGAGCAUGUCAUAAACUGGUCAGAAUGAAUAUGCCUCUGAAUAGUGAUGGAACUGUAUUUUUCAAUGCUACUCUUUUUGCUUUAGUGCGUAGAAAUCUCAAAAUUAAAAUUCCUGGAGCUGAAAUCGGCGAAAAAGAAAAAUCGUUAGAUCAACUGAAUGAAGAAUUACGUAUAGUGAUUAAACGUAUCUGGAAACGUACUAGUCCGAAAUUAUUAGAUCAAAUCAUACCACCGAAAGGUAGUGAUGUUGUCACAGUAGGCAAAUUCUAUGCCACAUUUCUUAUUCAAAAUUGGUUUCGUGAAUGGCAGAAACGUAAAAUGAUACAAAAAGAUACACGAUAUAUUCCACAAAUAAUGGCCGGUGACCGUGCAAUGCCACAUCAACCUACAAUAAUUGGAUUUCCCAGGCGUUGUUCUUCAGAUCUCACUGGUGAUGAGAUUCAGCGCAGACGUGGCGUGGAUAAGCGUGAUACAUCAGGUGGAAUUUUCGGCCGAACUUUAAGUGAAUGGACUAGACGUAGAAGUAGUAAACGUCCGUCGGGUCGUCGAGACAUUAAUACUCAGCAAGUUAACGGAAUGUAUGAUAUUGCAGGAAAUAAUUUAAAGAAUGGGAUGGGAAUAUGGAAUGACAUGUUUUUAAAUGCACAAGCAGGUAAAACUGCUCACCCGGCUGUUGUUGCACUUAUGGAAAAAGAGAGAAAAGAUACUGAAGCUAGAAAUAUGGCAAACAUAAAUCAUGUGAUCGAUGUACAUAAUGAUUCUUCAAAAGCAAAUUAUGAUCCAGAAUCUGGCAAACUGAUUAAUUUGGCCGGUAAUAUGUUAGGAUUUUUAAACUCAGGAAAUUAUCGUUCAUCUGAUUCAACUCAACAUAAAGAUAUGACAACAAGUAAUACGCCAUCAGUUGAAGAUUUGAAUACAGCCCGUAAAAUAUUUGUAGCUGCUAGACGUGAAUCCCUUUUAUCAAAUAAAAAAGAAACAUAUUUCUAGUUACCAUAGAAUACAAUUUCAUAGUUAUGAAUCAUAUUUAUCAUCAAGAAUGAUAUUCAUAUUUCAAUUAAUAUACUAUCUCCAGUUAAUGCAUUUUUUUUUAGGUUUUACAAAAAAUGAUAAUAACAGUUUAUUGUCUUUCACAGUGUAAUUUAUACACUUCAAUAAUUUCAUUAAAGACAUAUACAUAUAUGACAAUUUUCAAUACACAAACUUUAAUUUCAAACAAAAUCAACAAUUAUUUCGUAAUAUAAAAUUAGUGUAUUUAUAAAAAUAAAUAAUUUCAGUCUAUUCAACCUUUUUAUUCAUUGUUUCUUUUCUAUAAUGAAUGAUAAAUGAACUAGGCUCAGCCAUACACAUACUCUUUUUUUUUCUUACCUUACUCAAUGAUUUCACUUCUUCUUCUUCUUUUACCUGUCUUCAUAUGCAUAUAUAUUCUAAAGUAUUCAUAUUCUUCUAGUUUGUUGAUCAAAAUAAGAAGAAACAAGUAAACAUAUUUUAAUUUCAUGUCAUUUGUAUGUAGUUUUAAUUUAUAGUUUAUUUGAUUAUGUUUUAUGCUUAUUUAUUCGUUCACUAUGUACAGUUAUCUUUUGAGCAUUCUUAUAUUACAGAAAAGUAAUUUAUGUAAACCAUCUUCUAUUUGAAGUUAAUUUAAUACUAUUUAUAAAUUUAACUUUAUUCUUCAUUGAUUUUUCAUUCAUUUUGCAAAUAUUAUGGUUAAUUCUUGUUUAUAUAAUAAGUAAAUACAUUCAUUAAAAUUACAUACACAUGAUCCACUUUCUACUUACUUACUUACUUAUAUACUUACUUUGCAGGGUUUUUUUUGUAGAAAUAAUCAUUCAUUUUCAUUAUUUUCUUUUUGUCUUCUUUUUAUUCCGUCUAAUAGUUAGUUACUGGUGUGAAUGAAUUAAUCAUUCAUGAAAACAAUGUUGACUGUUUUAUGUGUCAAAUUGAUGAUUCAAUAUUUUAUAUGAAUGUCUAUGUAUGUUAUGUAAUUCAUUUUAUUCUCUUUUUCAUAUGUUUUUAGCAACUAAAUAAACUAUUCAUGUAUAUUAGAAAUAAUUUUAUAUUGUUGAUAAUUACCUUAUACUUUUUCAUCCAUUCAUUUCAGAAAUUAAUAAUAGGGCUAUCAAAGAUUUCUUUCGUUUACUUCUUUAUAGUAAAUCGUCUAAUUCAUAUGACUUUUGAACAGUUCAGAGUUCUGAUUUAUGUAAUUAUUGAACAUUAAAUUGUUUAUCAGUGAUUCUUUGUCAAGUUUAAUUAUAUGAUCUUGAAGUAUUUCAAAUAAAUAUUACAAUACUCAAUAGAUUCGAACAAUU